This is a messenger RNA of Microdochium trichocladiopsis, 378 nucleotides long. RefSeq lists its product as uncharacterized. The transcript has a single exon. Lineage: Eukaryota; Fungi; Ascomycota; Sordariomycetes; Xylariales; Microdochiaceae. Bases 1 to 378 code for a protein of 125 amino acids. The record is from RefSeq and is a predicted model, not a curated record.
AUGAAGCUUUCGACCGUUGCCGUCUUGGCCAGUGCCACUUCCGUCCUUGCCGCUCCCACGCCCAACACACAGGACACAGAUGCUGCCAAGCGCGGCUACGACGGCUACGGAAGCUAUCAGGGCGCUGGGUCGGCGCCCGCCAGCUAUCCUAGUUACGGAAAAUACGACGGCGCUGGGGAGAACCUCCCGAGUUACCCUAGCUACGGUCAUUACAAGGAGAAGCGCGAGGCCCAGCCCAAUGAGGCUGAGGAGAAGAGAGACUACGGCAAUUAUCCUAGCUACGGAAGCUACGGCGGCGCUGGGUCGAACCUCCCCAGCUACCAUGGCUACGGCUCCUACCGCCGCGCUGUCGACUGGGUCAAGAGCUGGUUCCAGUAG